Pyrus x bretschneideri (Chinese white pear) is the source of this 1523-nucleotide messenger RNA. RefSeq names its product ubiquitin receptor RAD23c. Gene Ontology annotation, biological process: proteasome-mediated ubiquitin-dependent protein catabolic process; nucleotide-excision repair. Gene Ontology annotation, molecular function: proteasome binding; polyubiquitin modification-dependent protein binding; damaged DNA binding. Gene Ontology annotation, cellular component: nucleoplasm; cytosol. The record is from RefSeq and is a predicted model, not a curated record. Lineage: Eukaryota; Viridiplantae; Streptophyta; Magnoliopsida; Rosales; Rosaceae.
GUCGACUAUUUUCUGCUCCUACUUCACUUUACUUGCGCAUUCGGCUUCUUUCUCUGAAACCCAUUACGGAUCACAGCCACCGAGGCUGUACGGGCGGCGGCGAUUCUGUCGAGAAGAAGAUGAAGAUCUUCGUCAAGACUCUCAAGGGAACGCACUUCGACCUCGAAGUGAAGCCCGAGGACACGGUUGCUGAUGUGAAGAAACAUAUAGAAGCCUUGAAGGGUUCAGAUGUUUACCCUGCUUCACAACAGAUGCUAAUUCAUCAAGGAAAAGUGCUUAAAGAUGACACAACGUUGGACGGAAAUAAAGUUGCGGAAAAUAGCUUUGUUGUGAUAAUGUUGACUAAGAGUAAGAGCCCAACUGGCGGUGAAGGUUCAGGUGCAUCAACAGCGGCUACAACUGAGGCACCACAGCCAAGUGCACAUACUGGUGCUCCAACUGCGACAUUAACGGCAACUCCGGCCCCUGCAGCAGCCUCAGCACUGCCUGCAUCUGUUACCACACCUGCUCCUGUCGCUUCGCCUACCACGAAUUCACAAGCUGAUUCUUAUGGCCAAGCAGCAUCUGAUCUGGUAGCUGGAACUAACUUGGAGGGAACAAUUCAGCAAAUUCUAGAUAUGGGUGGAGGGACGUGGGACAGGGAUACUGUUGUACGUGCUCUCCGUGCUGCAUUCAACAACCCAGCAAGAGCUAUUGACUAUCUUUAUUCUGGUAUCCCUGAGCAACCUGAAGCUCCACCUGCAGUCCCUAUUCCUGUGAGUGAGCAAGUCGCAAACCCUCCAGCACAACCUCCACAGUCAGCACAACCAGCAUCCGCUCCUCCAAGCAGACCUAAUGCCGAUCCUUUAAACCUGUUUCCGCAGGGCCUUCCAAACAUGGGUGCUGGUGGUGCAGGCAAUCUUGAUUUUCUUCGUGACAACCAACAGUUCCAAGCCUUGCGAUCUAUGGUGCAGGCUAAUCCACAAAUAUUGCAGCCUAUGCUUCAAGAGUUGGGGAAACAAAACCCUAAUCUAGUGAGGCUAAUUGGCGCGCAUCAGGCUGACUUCCUUCGCCUGAUUAACGAACCUGCUGAAGGUGGAGAAGGGAAUGUACUGGGGGAUGCAGCAGUGCCACAGGCAAUAACUAUCACUCGUGAGGAGCGUGAAGCUAUAGAACGUCUUGAAGCAAUGGGGUUCGCUCGAGCAAUUGUAUUGCAGGUGUUCUUUGCCUGCAACAAGAACGAAGAAUUGGCCGCCAACUACCUCUUAGACCACAUGCAUGAAUUUGAGGACUAAAAUCUAUGGAAGAUCACCGGUCCGGUCCAACCCGUCAUCUGAAAAAUGAAAAAGAUUUGAAGAACCCCUCAUCUGGCCUCCAUUUCUAGAUCUAUUGCUUUUUUUUCCCCUUCACAUUUAACCCUUCGUAGUUUGGAGUUUGGAUCAUGUGGGUUGUCUGUCUGUAAUGCACAAGAAUAUAACUUCUUCGCAAAUCUGCUCUCUUCGUUUCUUCUUUUUUCCCAUCUAUGCAAGACAAGAAAUUUUUUA